AGAAGGCCUCCAAGAUCCCGUUCAGCCCUAUGAUUCUAUGUUCUAUGAGCAUCCCUGUUGGGAGUGGAUCAUCAGACUGAGAGAGGCAGGAACAGAUCUGCAGGGUUCGUCUUGGACCUGCCGAGGGAAAGAUGUCGAGAGUCUUCUCCACCAGCCUUCGUUGCCGGUUGCCCGUGCUGCUCUUUCUCUUUCAAGGUGCCCUCCUCGUCAUCUUUGUACUGUUCGCGACGUAUGACCGACACACGGAUGCUGCCGGCCAGCCUGCCGACGUUGACCCAGCUGGCAACCAGCUCUACGUCUUCUUCUCUCUCUUCCAAGACAUCCAGCUGAUGUUGUUGGUCGGCCUCGGGUUGCUGCUGGCGUUUAUGAAAGGCUACGGCGUCAGUGCUGUGGCCUACAACUUCCUCUUGUCCAACUUCUGCAUGCAGUGGGCCCUGAUCGUGCAAGGGUUCAUCUACCAUUACCAUGAGGGAAAGAUCCAUCUAGGCCUCUAUAACCUCCUGACUGCCGAGUUUGCCACCGUGACCGUUCUCAUCUCCGCAGGCGCCAUCUUGGGCCGAACGAGUCCCAUCCAACUUCUCCUCAUGGGCUUCUUCGAGGUGCCCCUCUACGUGGCUUCUGAGUGGCUAGUUUUAAGCUACUUCCAAGCGGUGGACAUUGGAGGAAGUGUAACCGUCCAUGUCUUUUCUUGCUAUUUUGGCCUGGGGGCCUCCAUAGCUUUGUAUCGGUCAGGACUCCGGACAGGACACCCCAAGGAGACUCCUUCAUAUAUCUCGGAUCUUCUCUCCUUGGUGGGCGCCAUAUUCCUUUGGGUCUUCUGGCCCAGUUUUGUUUCUGUUCUUGUCCAUCCGGGCGACGGCCAACAUAGGGCUGUGCUACACACCUGGAUUACCCUGAGUGCUAGCGUCUUGACCACGUUUGCCAUCUCCAGCCUCUUAGAGAAGAAGGGCAAAGUCAGCAUGGGCCACCUGCAGAAUGCCACCUUGGCUGGAGGUGUGGCCAUUGGCACAGUAGCCGACAUGGCCAUUAAUCCAGGUGGGGCCUUUUUCCUGGGAAUUCUGUCAUCUGUGGCCUGCAUCCUCGGCUUCAAAUAUAUGACCCCCUUCUUGGCCAACAAACUCCAUAUUCAAGACCAGUGUGGGAUCCACAACCUUCACGGUCUUCCGGGCAUCAUUGGCGCCGUCGCUGGGAUCGCGGCCAUUUUGUUAGUACCAGAUGAAGCCUACGGCCACCAGCUUUACCACGUCUUCCCCGCGAGGAGUCCACCGUUACAAAAUGCCACCGUGGAGACCACCUUCAUUGGAGAAGCCCUGGGGCGGAGUGCUUUGCAGCAGGCUCUUUUUCAAGCUGUAGGCCUCGGUGUCUCGGUCAUUGUGUCUCUCGUCGGAGGGUAUCUCACAGGGUUGCUUUUAAAACUCCCCUUCUUGGCCCAGCCCCCUGACCAAUUCUGCUUUGACGACGAGCUUUAUUUUCAAAUCCAGAAGCCCCUUGAGACCUUGAGUGAGGACCAAGCGGAUGGAGGCCUUCAGGUGCCAUUGAAGAGCAAAGUUUGACUGCCUUUUAUUUAUCCCUGAAAAAGCGGUAAUAAAAUUCCUCCAUGUAGCAUCCUCACUACGGGCCUAGAUUUCACGGAGCGUCCUCAAUAUUGAUCCACUGAUCAAUACUGAGAAGAUGGAAUCUUCUAAAUUUGGAGGGCAGGGGGUUAGUUUUGAAUCCGUGACAAAAUAUCCCCUUGCAAACAGGGGAAACUCUGCUUUUUAUAUCUCGCUGCGUCGUACAGGUAAUCCUUGACUUAUGACCGGUCGCUUAGCAACUGUUCAAAGUUACAACAAAGCCACAACAAAAGGGACUUGUGACCUAGUUUUAACGUUCUGAUGGCCACAUCCCCCCUAAAUAUGUGACUGCAUUUUGGGCACUAGGAAAAUGGCCGACAUUUAUAACUCUUUGCAGUGCCUUACAAUCACGUCACUUAUUUGCAAUGUUUUUGCAUUUACUUCCCAUUUCCGGCAACAAAAAAACCCACCCCGUAGCAUGCAAUGGAUUUGCUUAACAGCCGUGGUGCUUGCUUUAUGACCAUCGUGUUCCUUUCACAACUGCAGCAAAAAAGGAGGUAAAAUUGGGCAGCCAUAUGACCCACAACUACUCUACAGUUCAGAAGUGGGUUUCAGCAGGUUCUGACCAGUUCUGGAGAACCGGUAGCGGAAAUUUUGAGUAGUUUGGAGAACCGGUAAUAAAAAUUCGGACUGGCCCCAUCUCCAUCUAUUCUCUGCCUCCCAAGUCCCAGCUGAUCGGGAGGAAAUGGGGAUUUUGCAGAAACC
Ahaetulla prasina is the source of this 2318-nucleotide messenger RNA. RefSeq names its product ammonium transporter Rh type A-like. The record is from RefSeq and is a predicted model, not a curated record. Lineage: Eukaryota; Metazoa; Chordata; Lepidosauria; Squamata; Colubridae. Bases 132 to 1553 code for a protein of 473 amino acids. The transcript is spliced from 2 exons. Gene Ontology annotation, molecular function: ammonium channel activity. Gene Ontology annotation, biological process: ammonium homeostasis; ammonium transmembrane transport. Gene Ontology annotation, cellular component: plasma membrane.